AUGACUCAGAUGAGGAAAAGGAAUGAAUACCCUGCACAAGACAAAGACGAUAGAUCUUCAGACUCAACACUGUUAGGUUGUCAAGAAAAUAAUAAAAGUGAAAAGACAUGGAAGCUGUGCAAGUGUACUGUGGACGAGACUGGACAAUUCCAAUAUUACGAUAUUCGGAAGACUGAGCCGGAUUUAACGUACGAGAAAGCAGGCAGCAUAGCAACAUCACUGGAAGCAGCCAACAGAGACAGCGCUACACUGAGUCAUCACGGAAGCACGGGAAUAGCAGUGGCGACGACGACACUGAUCCACCAGAAAGCUCUAAUUGGAGGAGUCUAUAUUCCCCCCAGCCAGCCUGUUGCUGCUUACAUGGAUUUUUCUAGCUCAGUGGAAGAGAUCGUGGCACUCAACAACUUCGCUCAUAUCCAUUUGACCGGAGAUUUCAACCUUCCUGGUAUCAGCUGGACUUCAUCCCAGGUCGUGCUCAACCAUUCCGCAAUUGCGAUCUCCGAGAUGGCCGAGCUGCUUGGUCUAUCUUGGCUGCCAGGAGAGAGAACUCAGAUCGAUGUCGUUGAAUUGGAUUUUGCCAAGGCUUUCGAUCGAGUCGACCAUGUCCUACUCAUCCGCAAGUUGUGUGAGUAUGGGAUCUGUGGACCACUGCUCAAAUGGUUUGCGAGCUAUCUACAUGAGAGAAAACUUCAGGUUCGCUUCCAUUCCGCUCUAUCCAAGGAGUUCAUUGCUACUUCUGGCGUACCUCAGGGUUCACACCUGGGCCCCACUUUGUUCAAUAUCUACAUUAACGACAUAACUCGAAGACUGAGCUUUAACCACCUACUCUUCGCCGAUGAUUUGAAACUGUAUGCGAAAGUUACUACACAUCAAGAUGCUAUUAAUCUCCAGGAAGACCUGAAUCGGGUAGAGGAGUGGUGCCUGGAAAAUAGCAUGGCUCUCAACCUCGAUAAGUGUGUCUGUAUCACUUUCCACCGAACCGUCUCUCCAAUAAAACUUGACUAUUCUCUGAGCGGCAUAACAUUAUCAAGAGUUACUACAGUAAAAGAUCUUGGAGUGACCAUUACAUCUACACUCAACUGGGAUGCACAUGUUCAGUCGGCUUGCAGCCAGACAUUGCGCAAACUCGGCCUGAUACACAGCAUUUCACUGAUAUACUCUCUUUCAAGACUCUCUACUGUACCUUGA
Molecule: messenger RNA, 1188 nt
Organism: Homalodisca vitripennis (glassy-winged sharpshooter)
Lineage: Eukaryota; Metazoa; Arthropoda; Insecta; Hemiptera; Cicadellidae
Exons: 6
Coding region: 1-1188 (395 amino acids)
Source: RefSeq, a predicted model, not a curated record